UAUCAGCAUCAGUGGCUCUGCAACUGUGUACUCACCACUGUUCAGGAAGGAUAUGAAUGUGUCGAGAGCACACUGAGGUUCUCAGUCUUUCAAGGAGUUCCCUUCUCCUUUUGCUCAUCAGCACUUGAGGGUAAGGUGCUAAGAGGCUGCUACCCAGGGCUCCCUAUUGCUGUGUGGUUAAUCAGAUACAGUAUGGACGGCAGUGGCAGUGGCUGGACUGGAGGUCUGCUGCCCUCUGUUAGCGAGAAGACAACAGAGGGGGACUCGGCCUUUGAAAUGGCUGUUCAGAAUGACUCGGCCAACCACAGCUCCCUGUUUGCAGACGUGGCUCUGCUGCAGAGCUUCAAGCUGCUCAUCAUCCCCUGCUACUCCCUGGUGGUGGUGGUGGGUGUGUUGGGGAACUACCUGUUGCUCUACGUCAUCUGCCGCACUCGCAAGAUGCACAAUGUCACCAACUUCUUCAUAGGGAACCUGGCCUUCUCAGACAUGCUGAUGUGUGUGACCUGUGUACCCUUAACCCUGGCCUAUGCAUUCAACCCUCGUGGCUGGGUGUUUGGGAGGUUCAUGUGCUACCUGGUGUUCCUGAUCCAGCCGGUUACCGUCUAUGUGUCUGUCUUCACCCUCACCGCCAUCGCUGUUGACAGGUACUACGCCACUGUGCAUCCUCUGAAGAAGCGUACUUCUGUGUCCACCUGUGCUUACGUCCUGUCAGGGAUAUGGCUGCUGUCCUGUGGCCUGGUGGCUCCGGCCGUGGCCCACACGUACCACGUGGAGUUCAGAGAGGAGGGCCUCACUAUCUGUGAGGAGUUCUGGCUGGGACAGGAGAAGGAGAGGCUAGCCUACGCCUACAGCACCCUGCUGGUUACCUAUGUCCUGCCACUCUCCGCUGUCUGCACCUCCUAUCUCUGCAUCUCUUUCAAGCUGAGGAACUGCGUGGCGCCGGGACAUCGGUCCAGAGACCAGGCAGAGGCACAGCGAGCCCGAAAGCGAAAGAUCUUCCGUCUGGUGGCGUUAGUGGUGGCGGCCUUCGGGGUGUGCUGGCUGCCCAUCCAUGUGUUCAACGUGCUGCGUGACAUCGAUAUCCGCCUAAUCAACAAGCGCCACUUCCUGCUCAUUCAGCUGCUGUGCCACCUGUGUGCCAUGAGCUCCUCCUGCUGUAACCCCUUCUUGUAUGCCUGGCUGCACGACCGCUUUCGUGCUGAGCUGCGCAAGAUGUUCACCUGCCACCACCGCAUCGGCAUCCCCACCAACCACUGUGCUAUGGCCAGUGUGGUCCUCUGACUGUGCAGGGACAAGGAGAUAGAAGAGACACAAGACCUGUGAUACCUGUGUAAGCAUGUUGUUGGUCCAAUUUCCUGAUAAUGUUCAUGUUUGUUGGUGACCUAAUGUAGACAUAACAAGAGAUCAUCAUGAACAAUACAGGAAAUCUUGGAAUUACAGCUGAUUAUAGAGAUAUGAGGUGGUUUCCUCAUUGUUCAUAGGUAAACAAAUCAAUUGAACAUAAAUUAGGUGAUUGACUGGAAAUAAUCAUUAAAUGAGCAGAUUGAACAACAAUAAGAAGAAGGUGAAAUUCAAGAGACAUAAAGAGCAAGAGA
This is a messenger RNA of Oncorhynchus gorbuscha (pink salmon), 1595 nucleotides long. RefSeq names its product prolactin-releasing peptide receptor-like. Gene Ontology annotation, biological process: G protein-coupled receptor signaling pathway. Lineage: Eukaryota; Metazoa; Chordata; Actinopteri; Salmoniformes; Salmonidae. Gene Ontology annotation, cellular component: neuron projection; plasma membrane. The transcript is spliced from 3 exons. Bases 193 to 1281 code for a protein of 362 amino acids. Gene Ontology annotation, molecular function: neuropeptide Y receptor activity; neuropeptide binding. The record is from RefSeq and is a predicted model, not a curated record.